GCGCGGCGCACUCGCUCAGAGGGCCGGGGCCGAGCGGUCCGGGCUGCCGGCAGGCGCACGAAGCAGGCGCGGUUGGGCUGCGGGGACGCCCGACCGCGUCCUCCGGGCCGGGUCGCGCUCUUCCUUCCCAGUGCGGCGCAGAGAGGCUCCCGCCUCCGCCGCCCCCACGCGCCUGCUCCUCCGCUCGCUGCCGAAGACCGCGGGGCGCUCGGCCCCCAGCCGCUGCGGCGCCCUCCAGGCCCGGCUCCGCGUAGCGGCAGCGGCGGGAGGCAGCGCGAGGGGCCGCGGCCGCCGGGCUCCUCGGGGCUCGGGAGCCCGCCCCAGAGAGAAGGCGCGCAGCCAUGGCCGAUGGGGGCGAGGGCGAGGAUGAGAUCCAGUUCCUGCGAACUGAUGAUGAAGUGGUUCUGCAGUGCACGGCCACCAUCCACAAAGAGCAACAGAAACUAUGUUUGGCAGCAGAAGGAUUUGGCAACAGACUCUGUUUCUUGGAGUCCACUUCGAAUUCCAAGAAUGUUCCCCCAGACCUCUCCAUCUGUACAUUUGUGCUGGAACAAUCCCUUUCUGUCCGAGCUCUGCAGGAGAUGCUGGCUAACACGGUGGCGAAGUCAGAAGGGGCAAUUGAUGUGGAAAAAUGGAAAUUCAUGAUGAAGACUGCUCAGGGUGGUGGCCACCGAACACUUCUCUACGGACACGCCAUACUGCUACGCCAUUCCUACAGUGGCAUGUAUCUCUGCUGCCUGUCCACCUCCCGGUCUUCAACUGAUAAACUGGCCUUUGAUGUUGGCUUGCAAGAGGACACAACAGGUGAGGCUUGCUGGUGGACUAUCCAUCCUGCCUCAAAGCAGCGAUCCGAAGGAGAAAAAGUACGUGUUGGAGACGACCUCAUCUUAGUCAGUGUGUCCUCUGAAAGGUACUUGCACUUGUCUUACGGCAACGGUAGCUUGCAUGUGGACGCUGCUUUCCAGCAGACUCUCUGGAGCGUGGCCCCAAUCAGCUCAGGAAGUGAAGCAGCCCAAGGGUAUCUGAUUGGUGGUGAUGUGCUCAGGUUGCUGCACGGACACAUGGACGAAUGCCUCACAGUCCCUUCAGGAGAACACGGCGAAGAGCAGCGGAGAACUGUUCAUUAUGAAGGUGGUGCUGUAUCUGUUCAUGCACGUUCCCUAUGGAGACUAGAGACACUAAGAGUUGCGUGGAGUGGGAGCCACAUAAGAUGGGGCCAGCCUUUUCGACUACGCCAUGUCACAACAGGAAAAUACUUGAGUCUCAUGGAAGACAAAAACCUUCUACUCAUGGACAAAGAAAAAGCUGAUGUGAAAUCAACAGCAUUUACCUUCCGAUCUUCCAAGGAAAAAUUGGAUGUAGGCAUAAGGAAAGAAGUCGAUGGAAUGGGAACAUCUGAAAUAAAAUAUGGAGACUCAGUAUGCUAUAUACAGCACAUAAAUACAGGCCUGUGGUUGACUUACCAGUCUGUGGAUGUGAAAUCUGUGAGAAUGGGGUCCAUCCAACGUAAGGCUAUUAUGCAUCAUGAAGGCCACAUGGAUGAUGGCUUAAAUUUAUCUAGAUCUCAGCAUGAAGAGUCACGGACAGCACGGGUCAUCCGGAGCACAGUCUUCCUUUUCAAUAGAUUUAUCAGGGGUCUUGAUGCUCUCAGCAAAAAAAUGAAGGCUUCCACAGUAGACUUGCCUAUAGAGUCUGUAAGUCUAAGUCUGCAGGACCUGAUUGGCUACUUCCACCCACCGGAUGAGCAUUUAGAGCAUGAAGACAAGCAGAACAGAUUACGAGCUCUAAAGAAUCGGCAGAAUCUCUUCCAAGAAGAGGGAAUGAUCAACCUUGUGCUUGAGUGCAUAGACAGACUGCACAUUUACAGCAGUGCCGCACACUUUGCUGAUGUUGCUGGGAGAGAAGCAGGGGAGUCUUGGAAAUCGAUUCUGAAUUCUCUGUAUGAGUUGUUGGCGGCUUUAAUUAGAGGAAAUCGUAAAAACUGUGCUCAAUUUUCUGGCUCCCUUGACUGGUUAAUCAGCCGAUUGGAAAGACUGGAAGCUUCUUCUGGUAUUCUCGAAGUUUUACACUGUGUGUUAGUAGAAAGUCCAGAAGCUCUAAAUAUUAUUAAAGAAGGACAUAUUAAAUCUAUUAUCUCACUUUUAGACAAGCAUGGAAGAAAUCACAAGGUUCUGGAUGUUUUAUGCUCUCUCUGUGUUUGCCAUGGAGUAGCAGUACGCUCUAACCAGCACCUGAUAUGUGACAACCUCCUGCCAGGACGAGAUCUGUUACUGCAGACACGCCUUGUGAACCAUGUCAGCAGCAUGAGGCCCAAUAUUUUUCUGGGUGUCAGUGAAGGCUCUGCUCAGUAUAAGAAAUGGUACUAUGAACUGAUGGUGGACCACACAGAGCCAUUUGUAACAGCUGAGGCGACUCACCUGCGAGUAGGCUGGGCUUCCACGGAAGGGUAUUCUCCCUACCCCGGAGGAGGGGAAGAGUGGGGUGGAAACGGUGUUGGCGAUGACCUCUUCUCCUAUGGAUUCGAUGGCCUACAUCUCUGGGCAGGUUGCAUCGCUCGUACUGUGAGCUCACCAAACCAGCAUCUACUGAGAACUGAUGAUGUCAUCAGUUGCUGUUUGGAUCUAAGUGCCCCCAGCAUCUCCUUCCGAAUUAAUGGACAGCCUGUUCAAGGAAUGUUUGAGAAUUUCAACAUUGAUGGCCUCUUCUUUCCAGUCGUUAGUUUCUCUGCAGGAAUAAAGGCACGCUUUCUGCUUGGUGGAAGACAUGGAGAAUUUAAAUUCCUCCCUCCACCUGGGUAUGCACCUUGUUAUGAAGCUGUUCUGCCAAAAGAAAAGUUGAAAGUAGAAAAUAGCCGAGAAUACAAGCAGGAAAGAAGUUCUACACGGGAUCUACUGGGCCCCACAGUUUCCCUGACACAAGCCGCCUUCACACCAAUCCCUGUGGAUACCAGCCAGAUUGUGUUGCCUCCUCACCUAGAGAGAAUAAGAGAAAAACUGGCAGAGAAUAUCCAUGAACUCUGGGUUAUGAAUAAAAUUGAACUUGGCUGGCAGUAUGGUCCGGUUAGGGAUGACAAUAAGAGACAACACCCGUGUCUGGUGGAGUUCUCCAAGCUGCCUGAACAGGAGCGCAAUUACAACUUACAGAUGUCGCUUGAGACCCUGAAGACUUUGUUGGCAUUAGGAUGUCAUGUGGGUAUCUCAGAUGAACAUGCUGAAGAAAAAGUGAAAAAAAUGAAGCUACCCAAGAAUUACCAGCUGACAAGUGGAUAUAAGCCUGCCCCCAUGGACCUGAGCUUUAUCAAACUCACCCCAUCUCAGGAAGCGAUGGUGGACAAGUUGGCAGAAAAUGCUCAUAACGUGUGGGCCCGGGAUCGAAUCCGGCAGGGCUGGACUUACGGCAUCCAGCAGGAUGUAAAGAAUAGAAGAAACCCCCGCCUUGUUCCCUACGCCCUUCUCGAUGACCGAACCAAGAAGUCUAAUAAGGACAGCCUCCGCGAGGCCGUGCGCACCCUGCUGGGGUACGGCUACAACCUGGAGGCGCCGGAUCAAGAUCAUGCUGCCAGAGCUGACGUGUGUAGUGGCACAGGAGAAAGGUUCCGAAUCUUCCGUGCUGAGAAAACCUAUGCUGUGAAGGCGGGAAGGUGGUAUUUUGAAUUCGAAGCUGUCACUGCUGGAGACAUGAGAGUCGGCUGGAGCAGGCCAGGUUGUCAACCUGAUCAGGAGCUUGGCUCCAAUGAACGUGCCUUCGCUUUUGAUGGCUUCAAGGCCCAGCGGUGGCACCAGGGCAAUGAGCACUACGGGCGCUCUUGGCAAGCAGGCGAUGUUGUGGGGUGUAUGGUUGACAUGGCGGAACAUACCAUGAUCUUCACCCUGAACGGCGAAAUCCUCCUGGAUGAUUCAGGCUCAGAACUGGCUUUCAAGGACUUUGAUGUUGGUGACGGAUUCAUUCCUGUAUGUAGCCUUGGAGUGGCUCAAGUGGGCAGGAUGAACUUUGGAAAGGAUGUGAGCACCUUGAAGUAUUUCACCAUCUGUGGCUUACAAGAGGGCUAUGAACCAUUUGCUGUUAAUACAAACAGGGAUAUUACCAUGUGGCUAAGCAAGAGGCUUCCUCAGUUUCUCCAAGUUCCAUCAAACCAUGAACAUAUUGAGGUGACCAGAAUCGACGGCACCAUUGACAGUUCCCCAUGUUUGAAGGUCACGCAGAAGUCCUUUGGUUCUCAGGACAGCAGCACUGACCUCAUGUUUUACCGCCUGAGCAUGCCCAUUGAAUGUGCAGAGGUCUUCUCCAGGGCUGCGGCUGGCGGGCUCCCUGGUGCUGGUCUCUUUGGGCCCAAGAGUGACUUGGAGGAUUAUGAUGCAGAUUCCGACUUCGAGGUUCUCAUGAAGACGGCUCAUGGCCAUCUGGUGCCUGAUCGGGGAGACAAAGACAAAGAAGCUACAAAAGCAGAGUUUAAUAACCACAAAGAUUAUGCUCAGGAAAAGCCCUCUCGUCUGAAACAAAGAUUUCUGCUUAGAAGAACAAAGCCAGAUUACAGCACAAGCCAUUCUGCAAGACUCACUGAAGACGUCCUUGCAGACGAUCGGGACGACUAUGACUACUUGAUGCAAACAUCCACGUAUUAUUACUCAGUGAGAAUCUUUCCUGGACAAGAACCUGCUAAUGUCUGGGUAGGCUGGAUUACCUCAGAUUUCCAUCAGUAUGAUGCAGGCUUUGACUUGGACAAAGUUCGUACAGUAACUGUUACUCUUGGAGAUGAGAAAGGAAAAGUGCAUGAAAGCAUCAAACGCAGCAACUGCUACAUGGUGUGUGCAGGCGAGAGCAUGAGUCCCGGGCAAGGACGUAACAAUAAUGGCCUGGAGAUCGGCUGCGUGGUGGACGCUGCCAGCGGGCUGCUGACGUUCACUGCCAACAGCAAGGAACUGAGCACGUACUAUCAGGUGGAGCCAAGUACAAAAUUAUUUCCUGCUGUUUUUGCCCAAGCUACAAGUCCCAGUGUUUUUCAGUUUGAGUUGGGGAGAGUAAAGAAUGUGAUGCCUCUCUCAGCGGGUUUAUUCAAGAGCGAGCACAAAAACCCUGUGCCACAGUGUCCCCCGCGUCUCCACGUGCAGUUUCUGUCACACGUGCUGUGGAGCAGAAUGCCCAACCAGUUCCUGAAGGUGGAUGUCUCUCGAAUAAGUGAGCGCCAAGGCUGGCUGGUGCAGUGUUUGGAUCCUCUGCAGUUCAUGUCCCUUCACAUCCCAGAGGAGAACAGAUCCGUUGACAUUUUGGAAUUGACAGAGCAGGAAGAGUUGCUGAAAUUCCACUACCACACGCUGCGGCUGUACUCAGCCGUCUGUGCCCUUGGGAACCACCGGGUGGCCCACGCCUUGUGCAGCCAUGUGGAUGAACCGCAGCUCCUCUAUGCCAUUGAAAACCAGUACAUGCCCGGUUUGCUGCGUGCCGGCUACUAUGACCUGCUGAUUGACAUCCACCUUAGCUCCUACGCCACUGCGAGGCUUAUGAUGAACAACGAGUUCAUUGUGCCCAUGACGGAGGAGACCAAGAGCAUCACCCUCUUCCCUGAUGAGAACAAAAAGCAUGGCCUCCCAGGGAUCGGCCUCAGUACCUCCCUCAGGCCACGGAUACAAUUUUCCUCCCCAGGUUUUGUAAGCAUUAAUAAUGAGUGUUACCAGUACAGUCCAGAGUUCCCACUGGACAUCCUAAAGGCCAAAACCAUCCAGAUGCUGACAGAAGCUGUGAAAGAGGGCAGCCUUCAUGCCCGGGACCCAGUCGGAGGGACCACUGAGUUCCUCUUUGUUCCACUCAUCAAGCUUUUCUAUACCCUGCUCAUCAUGGGGAUCUUCCACAAUGAGGACUUGAAACACAUCUUGCAAUUGAUUGAGCCCAGUGUGUUCAAGGAAGCUGCCGCUCCAGAUGAGGAGAGCGAAGUGCUGGAGAAAGAGCCAUGCAAGGAAGACACACAGUCGGAAAGAGCUGGUGAGAAAGAAGCCAGAGUGGGCAAGAGACCCAAGGAAGGCCUGCUCCAAAUGAAACUGCCCGAGCCCGUUAAAUUGCAGAUGUGCCUACUGCUUCAAUACCUCUGUGACUGCCAGGUCCGGCACCGGAUAGAAGCCAUUGUGGCCUUUUCAGAUGACUUUGUAGCAAAACUUCAAGACAAUCAGCGUUUCCGAUACAAUGAAGUUAUGCAAGCCUUAAACAUGUCAGCUGCCCUCACAGCCAGGAAAACAAAGGAAUUCAGGUCACCACCUCAGGAACAGAUCAAUAUGCUUCUCAAUUUUAAGGAUGACAAAAGUGAAUGUCCAUGUCCUGAAGAAAUCCGAGACCAACUCUUGGAUUUUCAUGAAGAUUUGAUGACACAUUGUGGAAUUGAGUUGGAUGAAGAUGGGUCACUGGAUGGAAACAGUGAUUUAACAAUCAGAGGGCGCCUUCUAUCCCUGGUAGAAAAGGUGACAUACCUUAAGAAGAAACAAGCUGAGAAACCAGUUGCAAGAGACUCCAAGAAGUCCUCCACUCUUCAGCAGUUGAUUUCUGAGACCAUGGUCCGAUGGGCUCAAGAAUCUGUCAUUGAAGACCCUGAGCUGGUGAGGGCCAUGUUUGUGCUGCUCCAUCGACAGUAUGAUGGCAUUGGAGGUCUGGUUCGGGCUCUGCCAAAGACUUACACUAUAAAUGGUGUCUCCGUGGAAGAUACCAUUAACCUGCUGGCAUCUCUUGGUCAGAUUCGUUCUCUGCUGAGUGUAAGAAUGGGCAAAGAAGAAGAGAAACUUAUGAUUCGUGGAUUAGGAGAUAUCAUGAAUAAUAAAGUGUUUUACCAGCACCCUAAUCUCAUGAGGGCGCUGGGAAUGCAUGAGACAGUGAUGGAGGUCAUGGUGAAUGUCCUUGGAGGCGGAGAGUCCAAGGAAAUCACUUUUCCCAAGAUGGUGGCCAACUGUUGCCGUUUCCUCUGUUACUUCUGCCGUAUAAGUAGGCAGAAUCAGAAAGCUAUGUUUGACCAUCUCAGUUACUUAUUGGAAAAUAGCAGUGUUGGUCUCGCCUCACCAGCUAUGAGAGGGUCAACACCACUGGAUGUAGCCGCAGCCUCGGUGAUGGAUAAUAAUGAACUAGCCUUAGCUUUGCGUGAGCCAGACCUGGAAAAGGUAGUUCGAUAUUUGGCUGGUUGUGGACUGCAAAGUUGCCAGAUGCUUGUGUCUAAGGGUUACCCCGACAUUGGGUGGAAUCCAGUUGAAGGAGAGAGAUAUCUUGACUUUCUCAGAUUUGCUGUCUUCUGUAAUGGUGAGAGUGUGGAAGAGAACGCAAAUGUGGUGGUGAGACUGCUCAUCCGGAGGCCGGAAUGUUUCGGUCCUGCUUUGAGAGGGGAAGGGGGGGAUGGUCUCCUUGCAGCCAUGGAAGAAGCCAUAAAAAUAGCAGAGGAUCCUUCUCGAGAUGGUCCCUCACCCACUAGUGGAUCCAGUAAAACACUUGAUACAGAAGAGGAGGAAGAUGACACUAUCCACAUGGGGAAUGCCAUCAUGACCUUUUAUGCAGCUCUGAUUGACUUGUUAGGACGCUGUGCUCCUGAAAUGCAUUUGAUUCAUGCUGGUAAGGGAGAGGCUAUCAGAAUCAGGUCAAUUUUGAGAUCCCUAAUUCCACUGGGAGAUUUGGUGGGAGUAAUCAGCAUUGCUUUCCAGAUGCCAACUAUCGCCAAAGAUGGGAAUGUGGUGGAGCCAGACAUGUCUGCAGGGUUUUGCCCAGAUCACAAGGCAGCCAUGGUUUUGUUCCUUGACAGGGUCUAUGGAAUUGAGGUUCAAGAUUUCCUCCUCCAUCUUCUUGAGGUUGGCUUUCUGCCAGAUCUCCGAGCAGCUGCUUCUUUAGAUACAGCUGCUUUGAGUGCCACAGACAUGGCCUUGGCCCUCAAUCGGUACCUUUGCACAGCUGUGUUGCCUUUGUUAACAAGAUGUGCUCCUCUUUUUGCUGGCACAGAGCACCAUGCUUCCCUCAUCGACUCAUUACUUCACACUGUAUAUAGACUUUCUAAAGGCUGCUCACUUACCAAAGCUCAGCGGGAUUCCAUAGAAGUUUGUUUACUCUCUAUUUGUGGCCAGUUGAGACCUUCUAUGAUGCAGCACUUACUCAGAAGAUUUGUAUUUGAUAUCCCAUUAUUAAAUGAACACGCAAAGAUGCCUCUUAAGCUGCUGACUAAUCAUUAUGAAAGAUGCUGGAAAUAUUACUGCCUGCCUGGAGGGUGGGGAAACUUUGGAGCUGCCUCCGAAGAAGAACUUCAUUUAUCAAGAAAAUUGUUCUGGGGCAUUUUUGACGCCUUGUCUCAAAAGAAAUAUGAACAAGAGCUUUUCAGACUGGCACUACCUUGCCUGAGUGCCGUUGCAGGAGCUUUGCCUCCAGACUACAUGGAGUCAAAUUAUGUCAGUAUGAUGGAAAAGCAGUCAUCAAUGGAUUCUGAAGGAAACUUUAACCCACAACCUGUUGAUACCUCAAAUAUUACAAUUCCUGAGAAGUUGGAAUACUUCAUUAACAAAUAUGCAGAGCAUUCCCACGACAAAUGGUCAAUGGACAAGUUGGCAAAUGGAUGGAUUUAUGGAGAAAUAUAUUCUGACUCAUCUAAAGUUCAACCAUUAAUGAAGCCCUUUAAACUAUUAUCUGAAAAGGAGAAAGAAAUUUAUCGCUGGCCAAUCAAAGAAUCUUUAAAAACCAUGCUGGCCUGGGGUUGGAGGAUUGCAAGAACGCGGGAGGGAGACAGCAUGGCCCUUUACAACCGGACCCGCCGCAUUUCUCAGACAAGCCAGGUUUCUGUAGAUGCUGCCCAUGGUUAUAGCCCCCGAGCCAUUGACAUGAGCAACGUCACACUAUCGAGAGAUUUGCACGCUAUGGCAGAAAUGAUGGCAGAAAAUUACCAUAAUAUAUGGGCAAAGAAAAAGAAAAUGGAAUUGGAGUCCAAAGGAGGUGGAAACCAUCCCCUGCUGGUACCUUAUGAUACACUAACAGCCAAAGAGAAAGCCAAGGAUAGGGAAAAAGCACAGGAUAUCCUCAAGUUCUUGCAGAUUAAUGGAUAUGCCGUAUCCAGGGGAUUCACAGACCUGGAAUUGGACACUCCUUCUAUUGAGAAACGAUUUGCCUAUAGUUUCCUACAGCAACUCAUUCGCUACGUGGAUGAAGCCCAUCAGUACAUCUUGGAGUUUGAUGGUGGCAGCAGAACCAAAGGAGAGCAGUUCCCUUACGAACAAGAAAUCAAGUUCUUUGCUAAAGUCGUUCUUCCUUUAAUUGAUCAGUAUUUCAAAAACCAUCGUUUAUACUUCUUAUCAGCAGCAAGCAGACCUCUCUGUUCUGGAGGACAUGCAGCAAACAAAGAGAAAGAAAUGGUGACUAGCCUAUUCUGCAAACUUGGAGUUCUUGUCAGGCAUAGGAUUUCACUAUUUGGGAAUGAUGCAACAUCAAUUGUCAACUGUCUUCAUAUUUUGGGUCAGACUUUGGAUGCAAGGACUGUGAUGAAGACGGGCCUGGAGAGCGUGAAAAGCGCGCUCAGGGCUUUUCUGGACAAUGCUGCAGAGGACCUGGAGAAGACAAUGGAGAACCUUAAGCAGGGCCAGUUCACCCACACCCGAAACCAACCCAAAGGUGUUACUCAGAUUAUCAAUUAUACCACAGUGGCACUGUUGCCCAUGCUGUCAUCGUUAUUUGAGCACAUUGGCCAGCAUCAGUUCGGAGAAGAUCUAAUAUUGGAAGAUGUACAGGUGUCAUGUUACAGAAUUCUGACGAGCCUAUAUGCUUUGGGAACCAGCAAGAGUAUUUAUGUGGAAAGGCAACGUUCUGCAUUAGGAGAAUGUCUGGCCGCUUUUGCUGCAGCGUUUCCUGUAGCGUUUCUGGAAACUCAUCUUGACAAACAUAAUAUUUACUCCAUCUACAAUACCAAGUCUUCACGAGAGAGAGCAGCUCUCAAUUUGCCAAGUAAUGUGGAAGACAUUUGUCCUAAUAUACCGUCUCUGGAGAAGCUCAUGGAAGAAAUUGUGGAAUUAGCCGAGUCUGGUAUCCGCUACACACAGAUGCCACACGUGAUGGAAGUCGUCCUGCCCAUGCUCUGUAGCUACGUGUCGCGCUGGUGGGAGCACGGGCCGGAGAACAACCCAGACAGGGCAGAGAGGUGCUGCACGGCUCUCCGCUCAGAGCACAUGAACACACUUCUGGGGAAUAUACUGAAAAUCAUAUACAAUAACCUGGGAAUUGAUGAGGGAGCCUGGAUGAAGAGGUUAGCAGUAUUUUCCCAGCCUAUUAUAAAUAAAGUGAAACCUCAGCUCUUGAAAACUCAUUUCUUGCCAUUAAUGGAGAAACUCAAGAAGAAGGCAGCGAUGGUGGUCUCUGAGGAAGACCACCUGAAAGCCGAGGCGAGGGGGGACAUGUCCGAGGCUGAACUUCUCAUUCUAGAUGAGUUCACCACACUGGCCAGAGACCUCUACGCCUUCUAUCCCCUCUUGAUUAGAUUUGUGGACUACAACAGGGCAAAGUGGCUAAAAGAGCCUAACCCAGAGGCGGAGGAUCUUUUCCGCAUGGUGGCAGAAGUGUUUAUCUACUGGUCAAAGUCCCACAAUUUCAAAAGAGAAGAGCAGAACUUUGUGGUACAGAAUGAGAUCAACAAUAUGUCUUUCCUCAUUACUGACACCAAGUCAAAGAUGUCUAAGGCAGCUCUUUCUGAUCAGGAAAGGAAGAAAAUGAAGCGCAAAGGAGAUCGGUAUUCCAUGCAGACCUCUCUUAUUGUGGCGGCUCUGAAGCGAUUACUGCCCAUUGGUUUGAACAUUUGUGCCCCUGGGGACCAGGAGCUUAUUGCUCUGGCCAAAAAUCGAUUUAGUAUGAAAGACACUGAGGAUGAAGUCCGAGAUAUAAUCCGCAGUAAUAUUCAUUUACAAGGCAAGUUGGAGGAUCCUGCUAUUAGAUGGCAAAUGGCUCUUUACAAAGACUUACCAAACAGAACAGAAGAUACUUCAGAUCCAGAGAAGACAGUUGAAAGAGUAUUGGAUAUAGCAAAUGUGCUUUUUCAUCUUGAACAGGUGGAGCAUCCUCAGAGGUCUAAGAAGGCCGUGUGGCACAAACUGCUCUCCAAGCAGAGGAAAAGGGCCGUGGUAGCUUGCUUCCGAAUGGCUCCUUUAUAUAAUCUGCCACGGCAUCGGGCUGUCAAUCUCUUUCUUCAGGGAUAUGAAAAAUCUUGGAUUGAAACAGAAGAACAUUACUUUGAAGAUAAACUGAUAGAAGAUUUAGCAAAACCUGGAAUGGAACCUCCAGAAGAUGAUGAAGGCACUAAGAGAGUUGAUCCUUUACAUCAGCUGAUCCUUCUGUUCAGUCGAACGGCUUUAACAGAGAAAUGCAAACUGGAGGAAGAUUUUUUAUAUAUGGCUUAUGCAGAUAUUAUGGCAAAGAGUUGUCAUGAUGAGGAAGAUGAUGAUGGUGAAGAAGAAGUGAAGAGUUUUGAAGAAAAGGAAAUGGAAAAGCAAAAGCUUCUCUACCAACAAGCCAGGCUCCACGACCGCGGUGCUGCUGAGAUGGUUCUGCAGACCAUCAGUGCCAGCAAAGGUGAAACUGGACCAAUGGUAGCUGCUACUUUGAAACUUGGAAUUGCCAUCUUGAAUGGUGGGAACUCUACAGUACAGCAGAAAAUGCUUGACUACCUCAAGGAGAAAAAGGAUGUGGGCUUCUUUCAGAGCCUGGCCGGGCUGAUGCAGUCAUGCAGUGUCCUUGAUUUAAAUGCAUUUGAACGACAAAACAAAGCUGAAGGACUUGGAAUGGUGACAGAGGAAGGAUCAGGAGAAAAGGUGCUGCAGGAUGAUGAGUUCACCUGUGACCUCUUCCGCUUCUUACAGCUGCUUUGUGAGGGACACAACUCAGAUUUCCAGAAUUAUCUGAGAACUCAGACUGGCAAUAAUACAACCGUCAACAUAAUUAUCUCCACUGUAGACUACCUGCUGAGGGUUCAGGAAUCAAUUAGCGAUUUCUAUUGGUAUUACUCUGGGAAAGAUGUUAUUGAUGAACAAGGACAACGGAAUUUCUCCAAAGCAAUUCAAGUAGCAAAACAAGUCUUUAACACUGUUACAGAGUAUAUUCAAGGGCCCUGCACUGGGAAUCAGCAGAGCCUGGCCCACAGCAGGCUAUGGGAUGCAGUGGUGGGCUUUCUUCAUGUAUUUGCCCACAUGCAGAUGAAGUUGUCUCAGGAUUCCAGUCAAAUUGAGCUAUUAAAAGAAUUAAUGGACCUUCAGAAGGAUAUGGUUGUCAUGCUGCUGUCCAUGUUAGAAGGUAAUGUUGUUAACGGAACCAUUGGCAAGCAGAUGGUCGAUAUGCUCGUGGAAUCUUCCAACAAUGUGGAGAUGAUUCUCAAGUUUUUUGACAUGUUCUUGAAACUAAAGGAUUUGACAUCUUCAGAUACUUUUAAAGAAUAUGAUCCCGAUGGCAAGGGAGUCAUUUCCAAGAGAGACUUCCAUAAAGCGAUGGAGAGCCAUAAGCACUACACGCAGUCUGAAACCGAGUUCCUUCUGUCCUGCGCAGAGACCGACGAGAACGAAACCCUUGAUUAUGAAGAGUUUGUCAAACGGUUCCACGAGCCUGCCAAGGACAUUGGCUUCAACGUCGCUGUCCUUCUAACAAAUCUUUCUGAGCACAUGCCCAAUGAUACGCGGCUGCAGACCUUCCUGGAAUUAGCAGAGAGUGUGCUGAAUUACUUCCAGCCCUUUCUGGGCCGCAUUGAGAUCAUGGGAAGUGCCAAACGCAUUGAGAGGGUUUACUUUGAAAUCAGUGAGUCCAGCCGAACCCAGUGGGAGAAACCCCAGGUCAAGGAGUCCAAAAGGCAGUUCAUCUUUGAUGUGGUCAAUGAAGGAGGAGAAAAAGAGAAGAUGGAACUUUUUGUUAACUUCUGUGAGGACACCAUAUUUGAGAUGCAGCUGGCAGCUCAGAUCUCAGAGUCGGACUUGAGCGAGAGGUCAGCAAAUAAGGAAGAAAGUGAGAAGGAGAAGCCCGAAGAGCAGGGGCCGAGAAUGGGUUUCUUUUCCGUUCUGACGGUCAAGUCGGCCCUGUUUGCUCUCAGGUAUAAUGUCUUGACCUUGAUGCGAAUGCUCAGCUUAAAGAGUCUGAAGAAACAGAUGAAAAAAGUGAAGAAGAUGACCGUGAAAGACAUGGUGACGGCCUUCUUUUCCUCCUACUGGAGUGUCUUUGUGAACCUCCUGCACUUCGUGGCCAGCGUUUUCAGAGGCUUCUUCCGCAUCGUUUGUAGCUUGCUGCUGGGAGGAAGCCUAGUAGAAGGUGCAAAAAAGAUCAAAGUGGCAGAACUCUUGGCCAACAUGCCAGACCCCACACAGGAUGAGGUGCGGGGAGAUGGAGAGGAAGGGGAAAGGAAAGCCCUGGACAGCGCCCUGCCCUCGGAGGACCUGACGGAUCUAAAGGACCUGACAGAGGAAAGCGACCUCCUUUCAGACAUAUUUGGCUUGGAUCUGAAGCGAGAAGGAGGACAGUACAAACUUAUUCCUCAUAAUCCUAACGCUGGCCUCAGUGACCUAAUGAGCAGCCCAGUCCCGAUCCCUGAGGCACAAGAAAAAUUCCAGGAGCAGAAGGCAAAAGAAGAAGAAAAGGAAGAAAAAGAAGAAAACAAAUCGCAACCUGAAAAAGCUGAGGGAGAAGAUGGAGAAAAAGAAGGAAAAGCCAAAGAAGACAAGGGCAAGCAAAAGUUGAGGCAGCUCCACACUCACAGAUAUGGAGAGCCGGAAGUUCCUGAGUCAGCAUUCUGGAAGAAAAUCAUAGCAUAUCAACAGAAACUUCUAAAUUAUUUUGCUCGCAACUUCUACAACAUGAGAAUGUUAGCCUUAUUUGUCGCAUUUGCAAUCAAUUUCAUCUUACUCUUUUAUAAGGUCUCCACUUCUUCUGUGGUUGAAGGAAAGGAGCUCCCCACUCGUAGUUUAAGUGAAAAUGCCAAAGUUAGCACCUUGGACAGCAGCUCACCUCGAAUCAUUGCAGUUCACUAUGUCCUGGAGGAGAGCAGCGGGUACAUGGAGCCCACCCUGCGCAUCUUGGCUAUUCUCCACACGGUCAUUUCUUUCUUCUGCAUCAUUGGAUACUACUGCUUGAAAGUCCCAUUGGUUAUUUUCAAGAGAGAGAAAGAAGUAGCUCGAAAAUUGGAAUUUGAUGGGCUUUAUAUUACAGAGCAGCCUUCAGAAGAUGAUAUUAAAGGCCAGUGGGAUAGACUUGUAAUCAACACACAGUCAUUUCCCAACAACUACUGGGACAAAUUUGUUAAAAGAAAGGUUAUGGAUAAAUAUGGAGAAUUCUAUGGCCGAGAUAGAAUCAGUGAGUUACUUGGCAUGGACAAGGCUGCCCUGGACUUCAGUGAUGCCCGGGAAAAGAAGAAGCCGAAAAAAGACAGUUCCCUCUCUGCCGUACUGAACUCUAUUGAUGUGAAAUAUCAGAUGUGGAAACUAGGAGUCGUUUUCACUGACAAUUCCUUCCUCUACCUUGCGUGGUACAUGACCAUGUCCAUUCUUGGGCACUAUAACAACUUCUUCUUUGCUGCUCAUCUUCUGGACAUCGCUAUGGGAUUCAAGACGUUAAGAACCAUCUUGUCCUCAGUAACUCACAAUGGCAAACAGCUUGUAUUAACAGUUGGCUUAUUAGCUGUGGUCGUAUACCUAUAUACUGUUGUGGCAUUCAAUUUUUUCCGAAAAUUCUACAAUAAGAGUGAAGAUGGUGAUACCCCAGAUAUGAAAUGUGAUGAUAUGCUAACGUGUUACAUGUUCCACAUGUAUGUCGGGGUACGUGCUGGAGGGGGUAUCGGCGACGAAAUCGAAGACCCAGCAGGCGACGAAUAUGAGAUCUAUCGAAUCAUCUUUGACAUCACCUUCUUCUUCUUUGUAAUUGUCAUUCUACUGGCCAUAAUACAAGGUUUAAUAAUCGAUGCUUUUGGUGAGUUGAGAGACCAGCAGGAACAGGUCAAGGAAGACAUGGAAACCAAAUGCUUCAUCUGUGGGAUUGGCAAUGAUUACUUCGACACAGUGCCGCAUGGCUUUGAAACCCACACUUUACAAGAACACAAUCUGGCCAAUUACCUGUUUUUUCUGAUGUAUCUCAUAAACAAAGAUGAAACAGAACACACAGGACAGGAAUCUUACGUCUGGAAGAUGUAUCAAGAAAGGUGCUGGGAGUUUUUCCCAGCAGGGGAUUGUUUCCGGAAACAGUAUGAAGACCAGCUAAACUAAACUCAGACCCUGAUUGCCUCUGAAAACCAAAACAUACAAGACAUGCAAUCUCUUUUCCUGUUUCUGUCUCUCUCUCUUUCUCUCUGUCUUUCUGGCCCUCUCUGUUCUCUCUCUGCUCUCUUGGAAAUAUCCUGCUGAUUUUGUGAAUUGCCAGCAUUAUAUGCUUUCCGAGAGCAGUGAAGCUCUGUUUCUGAAGACCUGACUGUGCUUUUCCCCUGACCUUUAUUCUUUGAAAAUAAAGACUGAAGAAGAAUCUAAAUUCAUAUACAGACAAAAUAGGAACUCUGGAAAGAAAACCAUCUGGGACACUCUCAGUCAUAACACAGACAGACAGAUUUCUUGCUAAGACUCCUGGAAGUCUCCUUGAGCCACGGGACAUUCACAGAGAAGCGUGGCAGCCACACUCAUCCGGCGUCUUUAUUUCAUCAUCCUGGAAGGAACUCUAAUGGUCACAGAGCACUGUAGCACUUCACACAUUGCUGUGGACACCAGUUACGAAGGGAAAUAGUGCCUUACUAUGUGUGGGUUGAGCUAUGCAGAAGAUGUGUGCAUGAAGAAUAUCUUUAUUUUCUUUAUGUCAACUUUUUUUUCCUUAGAUUGAUUUUGUGACAUUUUUUUCCCUCAUUCUUUUCUUUGGAUGGGGGAGGGUAAGAAAAGCAGUUUUGUGCACCUUUUUCAAAAGACGGUGACCUGUCUCAGGACAAGAGGAGGCUCUUCUCAUUAUGCUAAAUUCACAUUUACCCUCCCCAUGUGUUCUUGUUUUGGUAAUGCUCUGAUGCAACAUUGCAACUCUAUGAAAUCUUUGUAUGAAAACAAAAAGACUGCAAAAAAUACACUCUCAAAAGAAAUAAUUCAUUGCAUGUUUAUUAUGCAAGUUUAAAUGAUCCAAGGAAACCUUCAAAAGCAAGUUGAUUGACGUGAGAGAACUUUCAUGAUAAUUAUAUUCAUAGUAAUAAAGUGCUGUGGGCUUAACUGUACAUUUGGAGCCAGUGUCAUCCACCAACAGUGUGAUACAUUAUGAACUUGACAGUAGUUUGGGUUUUUUUCUCUUUCUUUCGGCCACCUGUGAUCAAUUAUUGAUUAAGGAUUUCUUGUCUGGCCAUUUUUUUUAAUAUCAAAGCUGAAGCAAUAUCCAUUCAGGGAUUUCAUGGUUGCAUCAGAAAACACAGAUGAUUAUAUCAAUCACUCCAUUUUGAGUCCUUUUAAAUGUAAUGCUAACCUUUACAAAUAAAAAGACAUUCAGAAUGGAAGCAAGGUCAUUUUGCAAACAUUGGAGCUCUUUUAUUACAAGUCUGCUUGUUAAUUUUAGAAUUGUAAAACUGCUCUGAUUAAACUAUUUAACUAAC
Manis pentadactyla (Chinese pangolin) is the source of this 16555-nucleotide messenger RNA. It is a transcript of the gene RYR2, whose product is annotated as ryanodine receptor 2. The transcript is spliced from 104 exons. The coding region runs from base 342 to 15209 and encodes 4955 amino acids. The record is from RefSeq and is a predicted model, not a curated record. Gene Ontology annotation, molecular function: ryanodine-sensitive calcium-release channel activity; calcium ion binding; protein binding. NCBI's taxonomy places the organism in Eukaryota, Metazoa, Chordata, Mammalia, Pholidota, Manidae. Gene Ontology annotation, cellular component: sarcolemma; Z disc; sarcoplasmic reticulum membrane. Gene Ontology annotation, biological process: intracellular calcium ion homeostasis; calcium ion transmembrane transport.